This is a messenger RNA of Hibiscus syriacus, 2937 nucleotides long. RefSeq names its product receptor-like protein EIX2. The record is from RefSeq and is a predicted model, not a curated record. The coding region runs from base 1 to 2937 and encodes 978 amino acids. Gene Ontology annotation, molecular function: protein binding. NCBI's taxonomy places the organism in Eukaryota, Viridiplantae, Streptophyta, Magnoliopsida, Malvales, Malvaceae. The transcript has 2 exons.
AUGACUCUCUAUAUAUUCGCAGUUGCUCGAAAAGGUUACUACAAUGCAAUUGCAACCAUGACAGUUCUUACAAUAUCCUCAUUCCCAUUUCUUCUUCUCAUUGCAGCUGCCUGUGUUAGCUUCUGCCAUGGCAAUUCCAAUGUGCUUUGCAUUGGAAGUGAGAGAGACGCUCUUUUGAAGUUGAAGAAUGAUCUGAUCGAUCCCUCAAACAGGCUAUCUUCCUGGGUUGAAGGUGGGGAUUGCUGUGAAUGGAAUGGUGUUGUUUGCCAUAACACAACAGGCCACGUCACCCAACUUCUCUUGUCUCCUCCUGAAGGACAGCAAAGUUACGGUCGUUCAUCUCUAGGAGGCAAAAUCAAUCCUUCUCUGCUGGAGUUGUAUCAUCUCAAUUGGCUUGACUUGAGCAAUAACAAUUUUAGCAGCAUUCAAAUCCCUGAGUUUUUGGGUUUUCUGGGGAGUUUAACAUAUCUUAACCUCUCCCAAGCACUAUUCCUGGGAGCCAUUCCUCAUAACCUUGGGAAUCUAUCAGAGUUGUUGUAUCUUGACCUUCGAGGUAAUUAUUUCUUGGAAGAAGAAAAAAGUCUUCAAUGGAUUUCUGGACUUACUUCUUUGCAGUACCUUGAUUUGAGUCAUGUGGAUCAUCAUAAAGCAACUGAUUGGCUACAGGUAACAUUAUCCAAUCUUCCUUCUUUGUUAGAGUUGCACUUGUCUGGUUGCAUUUUGGAAGGCCCAAUUCCAGAUUACUUUGGGAACAUGUCGUUUCUUAAAGUUAUUGAUCUAAGUUUCAACUCGCUCAAUUCAUCCAUACCCAACUCCUUGUAUAGUUUAAACCAUCUUCAAUCCCUUGGUUUUACUGGUAGCUAUUUCCAAGGCGAAAUUUCAAAUGCCAUUGGAAACUUGAGCUCUCUCAUUCACCUUGAUAUGUCGGACAAUCAGCUUCAAGGAAAAGUAUCAGCCUCUUUAGGAGAUCUUUGCAAAUUGAAGGAGAUGAAUUUGUCAUAUAAUGGAAUUGAUCAAGACAUAUCAGAAAUCCUACGGAGUCUGUCUAAAUGUUGUUUGGAUAGCUUAGAGUCAUUGAGUAUGGAAUAUACCCAACUUUCUGGCCAUUUAACUCAUAAACUUGGGCAAUUUAAAAAUUUAGCUUACCUGAACCUUGCUGGAAACAACAUUUCUGGUCCCAUUCCACUAUCGAUAGGGGAGUUAUCAUCUUUGAAGGUCUUUGAUGUUUCAGAAAAUCAAUUAAAUGGUACUCUUCCUCCAAAUUUUGGGAAAUUGGCAAAUUUAGAAGGUUUAUAUAUUGGGCAAAAUCAAUUGGAAGGAGUUGUAUCGGAAACUCAUUUUUCUAAUCUCACAAAGUUGUCAACGUUGUCUGCAUCCAGAAACAUGUUGAGAUUUGAACCAAACUCAAGCUGGAUUCCUCCGUUUCAAUGUGAAAUUAUCAAAUUGAGUUAUUGGCAUCUUGGCCCCAAGUUUCCCCAUUGGUUGAAGUUCCAAAAGAAGUUGUCUUAUUUAGAUCUAUCUCAUACGGGAAUAGCGGACGUCAUGCCCACUUGGUUUUUGAACCUUUCCUCUCAAUUUCAAAUUGUGAAUCUUUCCAGUAAUCAACUUACUGGAGAGAUUUCAUAUUUGAAUGUAGAAGAAAUUGUCGACCUGAGUUCAAACCGAUUCUUUGGUCCACUGCCAAGACUGUUGUCAAACCGAUUCCAUGAGAGAUUUCGAAGCUUAUUUUAUAUUCUGUCAAGGAAUUUAUUUUCAGGAUCCCUUUCUGAAUUUGUUUGCAAUUCAUCAGUGACAUCAAUGUCCGUUCUUCACAUUGAUACAAAUCUUCUCUCUGGAGAAAUUCCAGAUUGCUGGAAUGGUUGGUGGAGUUUGAGGAUCUUAAAUUUGGAAAACAAUAAUUUAACAGGAAGAAUCCCAUCUUCUUUGGGAGAUGCAAGUCUUGAAAUGCUAAACCUUCGGAACAAUAGCAUGUUUGGAGAAUUACCCUCCACAUUGCAAAAUUGUACUGAUUUGGUUAUUCUUGAUCUCAGUGAAAAUCAUUUCAGUGGAAGAAUACCUGCAUGGAUUGGUGACAAGCUCUCUAACCUUAUGGUACUAAGCCUCCGGUCAAAUAACUUUGUUGGGCUUAUCCCUCAUCAAAUUUGCGCUCUUCAAUCUCUUCAGAUCUUGGACCUUGGACACAACGACAUUUCAGGAGCUAUUCCAAAAUGUUUGAGAAAUUUAAGUGCAAUGGCCAUUAAAGAAAAACAAAGUGAGCACUAUUACGGUGGGGUAUUGUACCGUAAAGAUGCAGAUAGGAUCAAUUAUUUGAUGAGUGCGUCAUUGGUGCUGAAAGGGCGAGAGGACUUGUAUAGUACCACACUGGGACUUGUUACAAGCAUAUGCCUUUCAGCUAAUAGUUUUACAGGACAUAUCCCAAAAGAAGUUGGUACUCUCAUUGGGCUAUUGUCAUUAAAUCUUUCAAGGAAUCUCCUAACAGGAAAUAUACCAGACAGCAUUGGCAACAUGAAGUUGAUGGAAUCACUUGAUUUGUCGAUGAAUCAUUUGCAUGGUGGAAUCCCUUCAAGUUUCUCCAAUUUGAAUUUUUUGAAUCACUUCAACGUGUCCUACAACAACCUGACAGGACAAAUCCCAACAGCUACUCAGCUUCAAAGCUUUGAAAACUCAUCCUUCAUGGGCAAUCAUCUCUGUGGGCCUCCUGUGAGUAAAAGCUGCAGCACUAAAGGUGUUCCUACUGAUGCUACAAAGAAUGGAGACAACAGUGGAAGAAGUAAAGUGAACGGGUUCUAUGUGAGCAUGGUUGUUGGGUUUGUAAUGGGAUUUUGGGGAGUGGUGGCUCCCCUGUUUUUCAUCAGGUCAUGGAGGCAUGCAUAUUAUGGAAAGUUGGAGCAUAUUGGUAACAAGGUGUAUGUGUUUUGGGCUACUAAAUGUAUUUAG